AUGUCUCAAUUCGCUCUCGGUUCCAAGCCAUAUGGCAACCAUUCCGGUCCGAGCUUGAAGCUGAAGCCCAGGAACGCCCGGGUACUGAUUCCUCUAAUGGCCACUGCCGGUCUCGGAUUUGGUGCUUACAAGUAUUACAUCGAGGCCAAGUCACGGAGAGAAAUGUCCAUUCUGGAAGAAGAGAAACGCCUGGCACGAAACCAACAGUUGAUGGACGCAUACGGCGACAAAAACAGUCUACAUGACGUUCAACAAGCCCUCGAUACAUAUAACGUUCAAUGA
This is a messenger RNA of Penicillium soppii, 282 nucleotides long. RefSeq lists its product as uncharacterized. The transcript has 3 exons. Lineage: Eukaryota; Fungi; Ascomycota; Eurotiomycetes; Eurotiales; Aspergillaceae. The record is from RefSeq and is a predicted model, not a curated record. The coding region runs from base 1 to 282 and encodes 93 amino acids.